UUUUCUCUUAUUUUUUUGGUGCUAUUUUUCCUUCCCUCUUCUUUGAUGCUGAUCCUAGAGUAGUGGCUACCAUGACAACAGAGGCGAGUGCAGUGAGCGAGGCGGACACUGAAGGCAAGCAGAAGGCCAGCGGCGCCGAGCCCGAACCCGAACCGGAGAGCAAGCAGAAGUCGGAGGCGGCGGCGUCCGAGCCGGAGGGCGAGCAGUCGAGCAAGAAGGCCCAGGAGCAGGCCUCUGAGCCUGGGCCCGCGGACCUAGCUACCUCCCCCGAGGAGGAGCAGCUGAAGCCUCGCACCAGGACUUCAGCCGGCAAGGGCCUGUCUCGGCUCUUCUCCAACUUCCUCAAGCGCCGCUCGCAGUGCUCCGAGGGAGAGGGGUUCGAGGCGGAGAAAGCCCGAGAGGAGAAGGCGGACAAAGAGGAAAAGGCUGACAAGGCAGAAGAGGUGAAGGUGGAAGAAGUGAAGAGUGAAGAAGAGGAGGCUAAAGCGGAGGAGGAAAAACCUGAGGUCAAAGAAGCGAAGAAGAAGGAAGAAAAAGUAGAGGAGAAAGAGGAGAAAAAGAAAGUGGAAGAAAAGGUUGAGAAGAAGGGCAACACAGCCUGCAGUCCAAGCCCGGUUUUGUCAUAA
Stegastes partitus (bicolor damselfish) is the source of this 626-nucleotide messenger RNA. RefSeq names its product nucleolar protein 9-like. The coding region runs from base 72 to 626 and encodes 184 amino acids. NCBI's taxonomy places the organism in Eukaryota, Metazoa, Chordata, Actinopteri, Pomacentridae. The record is from RefSeq and is a predicted model, not a curated record. The transcript has 3 exons.